Messenger RNA from Psammomys obesus (fat sand rat), 3467 nucleotides. It is a transcript of the gene Skap2, whose product is annotated as src kinase associated phosphoprotein 2. Gene Ontology annotation, molecular function: protein binding. Bases 173 to 1249 code for a protein of 358 amino acids. The transcript has 13 exons. Gene Ontology annotation, cellular component: cytoplasm; plasma membrane. The record is from RefSeq and is a predicted model, not a curated record. Lineage: Eukaryota; Metazoa; Chordata; Mammalia; Rodentia; Muridae.
CCAUGGCUCCGCCCCUUUCUCGCGGGCAGGGCAGAGCCCGGCCGUCCAGCGACCGCUGGCUAAAGAGCCAGUGACUUCCUUGUUGCGAGUGUCGGCCUGGCCGUGUCCGGAGCCGCAGCCCCACGGUGCUCACCCGGAAGCCCUAGGGUGAGUCGAGCUCCAAGCCACAACCAUGCCCAACCCCAGCAGCACCUCCGCUCCCGGCCCGCUCCCGGAGGAAAUUAGGAACCUGUUGGCAGAUGUUGAAACAUUUGUAGCAGAUACACUGAAAGGGGAAAAUUUAUCCAAGAAAGCAAAGGAAAAGAGAGACUCUCUCAUUAAGAAGAUAAAAGAUGUAAAGUCUGUCUAUCUUCAGGAAUUUCAAGACAAAGGUGAUGCCGAGGAGGGGGAUGAAUACGACGAUCCCUUUUCUGGACCUGCAGACACUAUUUCCUUAGCCUCGGAACGCUACGAUAAAGAUGAUGAUGGCCCAUCUGAUGGAAACCAGUUCCCUCCGAUUGCAGCCCAGGACCUCCCUUUUGUCCUAAAGGCCGGCUACCUGGAAAAACGCAGAAAAGACCACAGCUUCCUGGGGUUUGAAUGGCAGAAGCGCUGGUGUGCUCUCAGCAAGACGGUGUUCUACUAUUACGGGAGUGAUAAAGACAAACAGCAGAAAGGUGAAUUUGCAAUAGAUGGCUAUGAUGUCAGAUUGAAUAACACCCUUAGAAAGGAUGGAAAGAAAGAUUGCUGUUUUGAAAUCUGUGCUCCUGAUAAACGUAUCUAUCAGUUUACAGCAGCCUCUCCCAAAGAUGCUGAGGAAUGGGUCCAGCAGCUGAAAUUUAUAUUACAAGACAUGGGAUCUGAUGUUAUUCCCGAGGAUGAUGACGAAAGAGGAGAAUUAUAUGAUGAUGUCGAUCAUCCUGUUCCAGUCAGCAGCCCACCGAGGAACCAACCAAUAGAUGAUGAAAUUUAUGAAGAACUUCCAGAGGAGGAAGAGGACACUGCUUCGGUGAAGAUGGCAGAGCAAGGCAAGGGGAGUCAAGACAGUACUCACCACCCCUCAGGAGAUAAAAGCACUGAUUAUGCUAAUUUUUACCAGGGCUUGUGGGAUUGUACUGGAGAUCUUUCCGACGAGUUGUCCUUUAAGCGUGGUGAUGUGAUUUACAUUCUCAGCAAGGAAUACAAUAGAUAUGGCUGGUGGGUAGGAGAAAUGAAGGGAGCCAUUGGCUUGGUGCCUAAAGCCUACGUAAUGGAGAUGUAUGAUAUUUGAGAGUCUGGCAGGAAAGAAAAAUCAACAUUUCUACUGAAGAAAAAAAAAAUGCAACUUUUCCUUUGGUGAAGUCUUCUGUCGGUCUGCAAGCGCUUUGGCUUUGGAACCCCGAGAGCCUGAAGGGGGCUCAAAGCUGCCUCGUGUGGGUUGAGCAUUCCUGUCUCAGCUGUUAUUCUGUGUCGUCACUCAUUACUCCUGUUGUCAGGUUACUUGAGCAGAAAUCAGUUAACGUCAGACACGAGCAGUAGAUAUAAGACCUGUUGCUGUCUUGCAAACAAUAAUUAGUUUUCAUUUACCCAUUUAGUUUAUGUGGAAAAAUUCAUUGUGAUUAUGUGUGAGUCUUAGUCACUUAAGUUGCCGGUGGAGGCUGCUGUUUCUCUUAGUCAUUGGGCAUAAGCUAUUUUUAGAGUGCUGCAUAUAAUUUCAUAGACUUUGUAAAUUUCAAGUCAAUAUUAAAGACCUUUUAAAAGCUGUGUGGAUAACUUAGCUUAGUAUUUUAUCCCUCACAGAGUAAUGACGUUUCGUUAAAGAAGUUGUACAGAUUCACGCAUGUACUUGCUGUUAACUGACAAAGGGAAACAUGAAGCAUUCCAAGCAGAGGAAGGUGGCAGUGAGCUGGCACUUGGUACACAGUACAAGCCGGAGCUCGGUCUGCGCAAACCUAUUUUGAUGAUGGUCUUGCCACUGUUUUCUAAUACAAUUUUAUUUACAUUUAAAGAAGUCACAGGUUCAUAAAAAUCCCCAGUUACCACUAAUGCAGCGGUGGAAAGCAGCUUCGGUGUGUCUGAGGGCAUCCAGAUGCUCUCCUACCUUGCUGCCCAUCAUUGCUGUGCUCUUGUAGUCCCUGCCAAAAAGCACUCCUGAGCAAGUCUCCUGUGUUUUUAAAAGAAAAGAAAGACUCAGAAUGGUAACAGUUGCCAGCAGUGAGUGGAAGGGUAGGUUGACCUGGGCCCUCAUACUAUCUGUUGCUGUGUGGGUAAGGUUUGUAGAAUCCUAUCAGCUCCCUUUCAUAUAUAGUUAAAAUCAGGGUAUUUUUAAUUAUUUCUGGAGAGGCCAGGAUAGCCUUACUCUGUACCAAAUGCACUAAUGACUAGAUAUUUUGGAGUAAAUGUAAUCUACUAUUGAAUUAUUCUUUACCAAGUCCUAACUUUUGCCUAACUUUCUAGAUAGUAAUGCAAAUGGCUGAUAAGAUUUUUAAAUCGACACUAUGUAAAACUCUAUUUAGAAGUUAUAGUAAAGAGUGUGUAUUUUACUGUUACCCUAUAAAUGUUGCAACUGCUCAUUUUCCAAAGUAAAAGAGAAAAAUCUUAACUUUAGGGGUUGUGAGUAAACUCAGGUUUAUCUGUGUAGACAUAGUCCAAAGUUUUCAGAAAUCACAUUUUUCCAAUUACCCUUCUCCUAUUAGAGUGUCAUCUAAAUAGGUGGAAAUCAUCUUGGAAAAAGUUAAGACAGGCAGAAAUGAGUUCAGUGGGCUGGCUUUCAAAGACUAUGCGGUUGAGAAGCAAAAGCCUAGGCUAUGAUUACAUGUUUUGUGCCUUUAACUUACGUGGCCAGCAGAUGGCAGCAGCUUGUCAUUUGCACAUGGCACCACUAGGGAGCCCCUCCCCCAUUCGGGCCGGCUGAGAAGAGGAUAGGAAAUUUCUGACUCCUUUUCCCGUUAAUCCAGGAGAGGGAGUCCUUUGCCAGCUGAUGGCCAACAUUUCCAGCAAGGAAGCUGGGCGCUGCUUCUGUCCAGCACCUCUGGCCUUUGUUCUUUUUAAAACUUGAAUAUACAUGGAAGAUAAAAGAUUGGAACCAAAGGCCUUUAAAAUUGGGAGAGAUGAGAAAAAUUGCUGUUUCUUGCACUUCGUGGAUGCUUUCUGUUCUGUUGAUGAACUCGUUUUUGUGCUGUGAGGAAGUUUCUCUCUACCCUUGACACUUCAUCACAUUCUCUUCAAGAUCAUAAUAACAUCAUUAAUGUGAAUUUAAACAACGCGGCUUGUUAGAAAAUAUGCUAAUUGUUAUGUUCUCAUUAUGUUUGCUUAGCUUUUAUUUGUUUUUCUAUGAACAGUUAGAGAGCUAAUUUUUGAAAGGUGAUUGUAAGUCAUAUUUUAUAUGGCAUUUUGCUUGAUCGUUUGCUCUGUACUGAAUUUGUACUCUGUUGCCAUUAGAUCUUACAAUAAUGUUCCACUCUGCAAAUUUUUAAGGUUCAAAUAAAGUUUAAUUGUUUGCAAACUGU